Molecule: messenger RNA, 1146 nt
Organism: Exophiala aquamarina CBS 119918
Lineage: Eukaryota; Fungi; Ascomycota; Eurotiomycetes; Chaetothyriales; Herpotrichiellaceae
Exons: 1
Coding region: 1-1146 (381 amino acids)
Source: RefSeq, a predicted model, not a curated record
AUGGCACCACGGAAGAUACAGAAGGCCGUGAGCAAGCUACACAACGGUCGAAAUCCACCCAAGCAAACCGUCAGUGCACAAAAAGUCUCCGAGACUCCAGCGGCUGCUCCGAUCGAGUUACAGCAAGCACUUCUCGAUGUCUUUUGCCGCGCCUUCUAUGAUGGCCACCUCCAGGACCAGCAUCACCAUGUAAAUGCUACCAUUCAAGUGGUGAAGGGCCAUCUCUUUAUGCGGGAUUUUGCCAAGGCGUUCGCCCAUCAAGAAUACAUGGAUGCAUAUGCUCUCCGGUGGAGCGCCAGCCGUGCCCUUGGGUAUCUUGAUCUUUUACUACACGGCGACCUGCAGCCCGUCUGGCUCAGCGAAAUCAAUGCAAGUGGGCCAGAUGACAACGCAUAUGAUGACCCACUACAAACCACGUCCAUGUCCACGUCCACGUCCAGGCCCAGUACCGGCGCUUGUAGAGUCGCCUGCAUUGGAGGUGGCGCGGGCGCGGAGGUGGCUGCAUCUGCGGCUGCAACGCUACUAUCUUCUUUGUCGCUGUCCCAAGCGGAAAUUCACGCCAUCGACAUUGCAGACUGGUCGAGUUGUGUUGAAAAGCUGACGGCCGCUUUGACCCAGCCGCAGAUAUUGUCUACCCAUGCGAGUGAGAGCGCGAAGGCUGCGAAUAAACCCCUUAUUGACCCCGCUCGUCUGCAGGUUUGCUUUUCGCAACACGAUAUCUUGAACGUCAACGAGAGUAUUCUUCGUGAAUUGCUUGGUGGCGUUCAUUUGUGUACGAUCAUGUUCACAUUGAACGAGCUGUUUACGAGUUCAAUAGCACGCACGACCGCAUUCUUGUUGGCGCUUGCUGAUACCCUGGCAUUGGGUUCGUGGCUGCUGGUCGUCGACAGUCCCGGCAGUUAUUCCGAGGUCAAGUUGCGGGACAACGACGCAGCAAAACCCAAGCGUUAUCCUAUGAAGUGGCUGCUCGAUCACACACUUCUAGAGAUUGCAGGAGCGGGAGGGAAGAGCAGUAAGUGGAGGAAACAUGUCUCUGACGAUUCACGAUGGUUUAGACUGAGUCCGUCGCUGAAAUAUCCCAUGGAUCUUGAGAACAUGAGGUAUCAGAUUCAUCUCUAUCAAAGAAUAGAACCCGAAGUUUCAUGA